Hirundo rustica (Barn swallow) is the source of this 1297-nucleotide messenger RNA. RefSeq names its product proline-rich protein 36-like. The transcript is spliced from 3 exons. The record is from RefSeq and is a predicted model, not a curated record. NCBI's taxonomy places the organism in Eukaryota, Metazoa, Chordata, Aves, Passeriformes, Hirundinidae. The coding region runs from base 1 to 1182 and encodes 393 amino acids.
AUGGAGCCGCGGCUGUUCCGGAGGAAUGCGGAGCGAUUCCGGGAUAGCCGGGCCGCCCCCGGAGCGUUCCCGGGGCGGUUCUGGGUGAGCCGGGCCGCUGUCGGAGCGGUUCCGGAGCGGUUCUGGGUGAGCCGGACCGCUCUCGGAGCGGUUCCGGAGCGGUUCUGGGUGAGCCGGGCCGCGGUCGGAGCGUUCCCGGGGCGGUUCUGGGUGAGCCGGGCCGCGGUCGGAGCGUUCCCGGGGCGGUUCUGGGUGAGCCGGGCCGCUCUCGGAGCGGUCCCGGAGCAGCGGCGAUCUCCGGCCCAGCCGGACGCGGAUCCACCACUAACGGGAAGUGACGCCACUCCAGCCGCCCCGCCCUCCUCCCCACCAAUCCGGCUCCGCCGCCGCCACCGGUCCCGCCCCCUCCGUUCCUUUCCGCCAAUCCCCGGCACCAACCGCGCUUCAGCCGCGCCCACUAACGGAUCUCCACCAAUCCGCGCUUUCCCAAAUCCACGGAGGCUCCCCCCCCCCGACCGCCUCCCCUCCAUUUUCCCCGGUUUCUCCCAUUUUUCCCAAUUUCCCCGCAUUUUCCCCCAAACUCCGCUUUCCCCUUACGCCCAGCCAACAAGGAACGCAGCGCCGGCGACACGACCUCGAACCGUAGAGGCCGCGCUUCCCCCGGCCCCACGAACGGACGCAAAAUCGCUGGAAAAUCGGCGUUUUCAAAACUCAUUUUUAAUUUAUUUUGCCCCCGGCAACUUCCAGGGAAGCUCCGGAGCUCCUGUGCGGGAGCGUCGGAUCCCUUCAGAGCUCAUCUCUGGCCUUCUCCAGCUCCGCUUGUGCCCGCCGAGCUCUGUCCCGGUGCAACUCCGCCAGCAGCUGCCCCUGUGCCACCUGGAACUGCCACACCUGGGGGACGGGGGUCACCCCCUUGCACCCUCCCGGCUUGUGGAACCUCGUCCCCCCGUCACCUGUGUCCUUCUCACCUGCGAGAUGUGGGCGAGGUGCUUGAGGGCGAUGGCCACUGGGCUCUUGAAGAAAGCCUUCUCCUCUGGGCGCAUCUGUUGGGCGUGGGGGCGUCAAAAGGACGGGAAGAAGCCCUCGCACAGGAUGUGGCCACAGGUAGUGAUGGCGAAGCGGGCGCCAUCCUGGCGGAAGCAGAGAGAGCAAUGGAACCAGUCCAUGGCGGGCCUGGGGUGAGGAGCCGCCUCUGAUGCCUCCACACGUGAGAGCCUGGCAGGGAGUGAGGGGGAAAGGUGAAGGGAAAAGGGUGGGAAAAGGUGAGAGGAAAAAAGGGAUGGAAAUGUGAGGGAAG